Aspergillus alliaceus is the source of this 2054-nucleotide messenger RNA. It is a transcript of the gene cps1, whose product is annotated as Gly-Xaa carboxypeptidase. The record is from RefSeq and is a predicted model, not a curated record. Bases 114 to 1853 code for a protein of 579 amino acids. Gene Ontology annotation, molecular function: metallocarboxypeptidase activity. Lineage: Eukaryota; Fungi; Ascomycota; Eurotiomycetes; Eurotiales; Aspergillaceae. The transcript has 3 exons. Gene Ontology annotation, cellular component: fungal-type vacuole lumen.
CUAGCUAGAUCCUCCUAGCUCAACUCAGUUUCUCUCAAUUCUAUCCCAUAUAUACAUACCUCAUCUGAACAUACAUACAUGGGAAUAAAAUAAGACCAAGAAGAAGAAAGAAAAUGCACCCAAAGACCCCCCUCCUCGCCCUCCUCCUCACUCCACUAACAGCAUCAUCCCUCACCAUCCCAUUCCCAUUUACUACUACUACUUCCUCCCAGCAAAUCCUCGUCCCCUCCGACCUUGAAAUCUGCCCCUUAGCCCCCAAAAUUACCCCACCAAACGAUGGUCUCCUCCCCAGCCUCCGAUUCCUCGAAGACAACGCCUUCCGCGCCCGCCAGGCAAACCGCCUCUCGAGAGCCGUACAAGUCCCCACAACAGUGACAGAUUACAUGCGAGAUCCGUACGAUGAGGGAUUCGCCCCGUUCGUCGAGUUCCAGGAGCUGUUGGAACGGCUUUUUCCUGUUACCCACGCAAAGGCAAAUGUAUCCCACAUAAACCGCCUAGGUCUUCUCUACACCCUCCCCGGCACCGAUCCCACCCUAAAACCCCUCCUCUUCACAGCCCACCAAGACGUCGUGCCCAUCAACGAUCCCCGGGAUUGGACGCACCCGCCUUUCGCGGGGUUCUUCGACGGGACCUGGGUAUGGGGACGGGGCGCCAGCGAUUGCAAGAACGUGCUUAUCGGACUCCUUUCCGUCGUCGAGGAUCUGCUGGAGCAGGGGUGGAGACCGACGCGGACGGUGCUGCUUGCGUUUGGGUUUGAUGAGGAGUCGCAUGGGUUUCUUGGGGCGGGGGCGAUUGCCGAGUAUUUGGAGGGGGUGUAUGGCGCUGAUGGGGUGGAGUUUGUGUUGGAUGAAGGGGGGAUGGGGAUUGAGGAGGUUGAGUCUUCCUCUCCUUCUUUUGAGGAGGGUGGAGUGAGGGACAAAGAGGGCGGUGGUGGAGUCGUGUAUGCGCUUCCCGGCGUGUCGGAGAAAGGGAGUGUUGAUCUCGUCUUUACGCUUUCUGUGCCGGGCGGGCAUAGUUCGAUUCCGCCCGCGCAUACGGGGAUCGGGAUUCUGUCGGAGAUCAUUUAUAGCCUUGAGGGGCAGGAGCUGUUCUCGCCGCGGUUGUCCGAUAGUCAUCCGUCGCGCAAGAAGCUGGAGUGUCAGGUACGGCAUUCGCCGGGGAGUGUUGAGCCUUGGCUUGCGGAUGCGCUGGCGUCGAAUGAUCAUGUCUCGACGGCGGAGAGACUGGCGCGGUCGCGGGGCGAUAAGUUCCGGUAUAUCUUGCAGACGUCGCAGGCGGUGGAUAUCUUCCAUGGAGGCGUGAAGACGAAUGCGCUGCCGGAGCAUGUGCAGGCGGUGGUCAAUUAUCGGGUCGCCUUGCACGAGACGCCUGAGGCGGUCAUGGAUCGGGCUGUGGGGGUGGUUGGACCCAUUGUCGACAAGUAUAAUCUGACUCUGGCCGCGUUCCCGGAGGAAGAGCCAGAGGGCAAGUUGAAUCAUUUGACCAUCUCAACGCUGAGUGGUGCCUUGUCGCCAGCUCCGGUCAGUCCCACGGACACCGGCAAGGAUGCCGUCUGGACGCGGUUUGCUGGUGUCACCCGCUCGGUGUUUGAGUCGGUGCCGAGUUUGAAAGGCAAGACCGUGGUUGUUAGUGGCGAUAUCAUGACUGGCAAUACAGAUACCAGAUUUUAUUGGAAUUUAUCCCGGAAUAUCUAUCGGUGGAGCCCGUCGCGCAUUGGCGGUACGCUGAAUAUCCAUACCGUUGAUGAGCGGGUGGCCAUCGAUGUGCAUUUGGAGGCUAUGGCUUUGUAUUAUGAUCUCAUUCGAGCUUUUGAUGCGUGGAAUAGCUCAGUCGAGCCCACUCACGAUUUGUAGACAACCGGAGAUGCUGAAAUAACGCUACCUGAUAUUGAGAUAGUCGAAUAUUUAAUCAGCCCAGGGAGGUGCAUUGGUGAGGCAACGCUAAGCCUACAGACACUAUCGGUAAAAUAUCCUGUCGACUCCACGAAUGUACAAAGCGUCAAAGAUAGUAACCAAUUUGUAUCUUCAGGCUAAAGUGAGAACUGUAUAUAUGCG